AUUUAACCAACCUGGAGAUUUAUUGCCAUUGACGGUUGACACCUGUUGCACGGUUCCUUCUUCUUACACACAUUAUUCCCUCAUUUAAUUCCCGUCUUCCGGAAACCUCGCAGAAAUGGCUAGCCAAGGUGUCAAUGUCCUCCGUUACUCGGCUCUCGUUGCUGGUCUCGUCUACGGUGUUUACCACCAGUCCUCUCUCAACUCGGUUACCAAGCGCGCAGAGAUCGAGCACGAGUAUGCUCGCAAGGAGCGCCUGAUCGAGCAGGCCAAGGCCGAAUACAAGAAGAAGACCCAGCCCCAGCAAGAGACCAAGACACAGACCAGCGGACUUAUCACGAAUUUCGAGGACCCCAAGUUCGACCUGGAGGCCUUCUUGAAGGCUAAGGUUUAAAUAUGAUGGAUGG
Messenger RNA from Penicillium psychrosexuale, 404 nucleotides. Its product is annotated as ATP synthase subunit e. Gene Ontology annotation, molecular function: proton transmembrane transporter activity. The transcript is spliced from 3 exons. Lineage: Eukaryota; Fungi; Ascomycota; Eurotiomycetes; Eurotiales; Aspergillaceae. Gene Ontology annotation, biological process: proton motive force-driven ATP synthesis. The record is from RefSeq and is a predicted model, not a curated record. The coding region runs from base 116 to 391 and encodes 91 amino acids.